AUGACAUUGACAAUGACAAUCAUUCAACAAAUAAAUUGAUUGUGAUGUUAAAAGUAUGAAAAGGAAGAGAAAUUUCUAAAAAAAUAACAAAACAAUAUAAUAUUAUUAAAAAAUGAAGUUAAAUAAUGCCGAUGCUGCCGCCCGUUUGAAUCCAUGUUUGAAGGAGCAAAACCAAUCUUAUGAGUGUUUAAAUAAGAAUGGAUACAACCAGGAAAAAUGUGAAGCUUAUUUUGACAACUAUAACACCUGUAAAAAGUUUUGGAAUCAAGUAUCUAAGGACAGAAGAGCAAAAGGAAUAAAACCUCAUUUACCUGAUGUGGAAGAAAGGGAAAAAGUAAAACAGGAAUAUAUAAAAUCUUGGGGGAAUUAAUAUGAUUACCAUUUAUAAAUAUAUAUGAACAAAUAUCACAUUUUACUUUAUGAGAAUAA
Messenger RNA from Papilio machaon (common yellow swallowtail), 429 nucleotides. Its product is annotated as coiled-coil-helix-coiled-coil-helix domain-containing protein 7. NCBI's taxonomy places the organism in Eukaryota, Metazoa, Arthropoda, Insecta, Lepidoptera, Papilionidae. Bases 113 to 370 code for a protein of 85 amino acids. The record is from RefSeq and is a predicted model, not a curated record. The transcript has 3 exons.